Messenger RNA from Trachymyrmex cornetzi, 2325 nucleotides. It is a transcript of the gene nSyb, whose product is annotated as neuronal Synaptobrevin. Gene Ontology annotation, cellular component: membrane. The record is from RefSeq and is a predicted model, not a curated record. Bases 299 to 862 code for a protein of 187 amino acids. The transcript is spliced from 5 exons. Gene Ontology annotation, biological process: vesicle-mediated transport. Lineage: Eukaryota; Metazoa; Arthropoda; Insecta; Hymenoptera; Formicidae.
GCGAAUAAAACGCGUAGCGACGAAUGCGGAGGUGAAAAUCAAAGUUCGAAGGUGAACCAUCGAGAUAUAUCGCUCGGUCGCGCACGCGUGCGCGACGAUAUCGCACGGCGGCGUGCCUCCUGGAAAUUUUAUCAAUACCGCGGCGGCCAUCUAGUCUUGCUGGCAGUUGCUCGCGAAAAGUUACGCGCCGAACGCCGAACGACCGACCGACCGGGGGUGUCGCCGAGCAAGCCGAUCUCGACAAAUCGACGAGGAUUACCGGAACAGGAAGAGCCCGAGGCGAUCGACUACGAGCAGCAUGGCUACGGAGGGUGGUUUAGCACCGGAUGCAGCUGCAGGUGCAGGUGCCGGCACCGACGGCAUCGUCGGUGGCCCCAGAACGCCCCAGCAAAUUGCCUCGCAGAAGCGGCUGCAGGCGACGCAAGCGCAAGUCGACGAAGUCGUCGACAUCAUGAAGACAAAUGUGGAGAAGGUCCUCGAGCGCGAUCAAAAGCUCUCCGAGCUCGACGAUCGAGCAGAUGCACUUCAACAAGGAGCGUCACAAUUUGAACAACAAGCAGGAAAAUUGAAGAGAAAGUUCUGGCUACAGAAUCUAAAGAUGAUGAUCAUUAUGGGUGUAAUCGGACUCAUUGUACUGGCCAUCAUUGUCGUGAAAUUCAUGCCGGAAUCGGCGCCGGCUCCACCCGCGUACAACUAUCCACCAGGUAUGAUGCCGCAGGGUACGCUGCAAGGAGCCCCGGGACCUGGUGCAGCUACGGGCGGUGCAGGGGGGACGGGCGCUGCGACAGGGGGUGGUUCGCCGCAAACCGCUGGAGCCGCGUUCGUCGGCAACCUGAACGCCGGUAUGCACAGCGUUGUAUAAACGACACGACGUGAUAGUAUUUGGGAUAAAAAGGGAAACGAAGAGGAUUCUGACAACGACAUCAUCCGCGGAAAUAACUGGUCGACAUAUUCGCUUCGGCGAUCAUCCAUCUGUUCGAAUUAUCAUCGGUACAUCGAAGAGCACGAUGGAAUAAUCCGGUAACUCCAUAAACCAUAGAAUCUGCUAAACGAAUCUUAGAAAUUAUGGAUUUACAUCGUUUUCUCGGAACCCUUCGACUACCACGCGUCUAAUCGUCUUUUAUGUUGAAUUAUUUUGUUUCUUCGUCAACGUGAUACUGUAAUAAUUAAUUCCAUUGUCCCUACUAUUAGCAAUUACUAUGCAACAAUAUUUUAGACAUAAAUUGCCUAUACGUGAUUAUUCACUAAUUUUUAUUCAAUUGUAUUUGCAUCUUGUUGAUCUCAUAGUCAAAUCUUAAGUUAUUUAAGUGAAAGCGACACAUAUCGACCGGUCUUUUCGUCGUUCAAGAAGGAAGAAAUGAGAUCUAUAUUCUACCACUCCAGGAAAUCAGCGGAGGCUUUAUUUUCAAUGAGAGUACAUAAUAUAUGAAAAACCCUACGAUUACAAAUUUCACGCUCAGCUAAAUAUUCGCUAAUCGAAAAACAUACAAAGAGCGAAGUGUCGUUCACGAUAAAAUACACGGACAUGUGUAUCGAUGUAUGUACAUACAUACAUGUAUAUGUACAUACAUUAUUACGAAUUAUCAAUGUAAGAUUCAGUCUAUGUACAUAUAUAUAUAAAUACAGAAAUUAUUUAUAUGUUAAAUCAUACGUUAACCGAAUCAAAAUACAGGAGAAACGAUAAUGGAGAGAUGAUUUGAAAAGAUUGACGUAAGUAUAUUUCAAGUCCACUUUUGACCGAGAAAUAUGUAAAAAUGUCGGGUGUGCGCGUUGCGUAAGAUAUUUCAUGUAAGUGAUGGUUUUUGUGCUUUGCCUGUACAUUUAUAAAAGAUUGUCUCCGACAAUAGGCCUUCUGGACAAAUGUGAAGUGGAUUUCGACGCCAAAUCCUUUAACUAUACUAGUCUCUUUGAGAUUUAUGUAAUUAUUACAAUUAUGCAAUUAUACGAAUCGCCGUGAUCGCAAAAAUUGUUUAAUGUAAAACGUAGAAAAGUUUAACGUGAUUUUGUAGCAAACAAACGAUUCCUUAAACACAUCCUUUUUGCACGAUGUUAUUAAUAUAAUAGUUUUACUUCAUAGUAUAUAUUGUAUAUUUGAAUUUAUUAUUUCUUAAAACAGUGUUUAUAUAUGAGACGUUUUACAACCGAAACUGUAUCGCAGAAUUUUAUGUGCUUAAAAAUUAAAAUUGGUAUAUCAAAACAUUCACAUAUAGGACUCUAGUUUCGAAUCCCACUUUGUCUUUUGAAAAAUUCAUUGUGGGAGAUUCAAUAUGGCAGCCAAAAGUGAGAAGAACCAUGGCUGGAAAUAAAGAAAAUUGAAAAACCACA